Molecule: messenger RNA, 1843 nt
Organism: Python bivittatus (Burmese python)
Lineage: Eukaryota; Metazoa; Chordata; Lepidosauria; Squamata; Pythonidae
Product: coagulation factor IX-like
Biological process (GO): proteolysis; blood coagulation
Cellular component (GO): extracellular region
Molecular function (GO): calcium ion binding; serine-type endopeptidase activity
Source: RefSeq, a predicted model, not a curated record
UCCAGAGGUGCCCAUUCAUGUCACAUUAGCAAAGCUGUUCUGAAGCUGGAAGAAAAUGGCACACCACUGCUUUGCCCUUGUUCUCGGACUGUUGGGGUGUCUUCUUCUCUCUGAGUGUGCAGUUUUUCUUAAUCAGGAAAAGGCAAGUUCUAUCUUGCACCGAUAUAGAAGGUACAAUUCUGGAGGUUUGGAAGAGUUUCGUCAAGGGAAUCUUGAACGAGAGUGCAUGGAAGAAAGAUGCAAUUAUGAAGAAGCUCGAGAAGUCUUUGAAGACGACGUUCAAACGGCGGCAUUUUGGAAGACAUAUUUUGGUACUUGCUCAACAAGCAAUGGAGGUUGCGAACAGCUUUGUAGAAAUGACCCAUCAGGACAGGCAGCUUGUUCCUGCGCUGAGGGAUACAAGCUUCUAGAAGACCAGAAGUCCUGUGAACCAUCAGGGCCCUUUUCUUGUGGAAGGGUUACAUUACCAGAGCCCAUAAAACCCAGAGUCAGUCCUUCACAGAACCUGAGCUGCAUCAACAGUACCGAAGGCCACCAAGCACAGAUAAACACUGCUCAGAUGACCCUCGCAAAAACAAUUCCUAAUCGAGACUGGCGCCAUUUUAAUAGCAGGAAAGGACAGGUUCCAUGGCAGGUUUAUAUGUUCAGCUUUGAGCGGAAAGGAUUCUGCGAAGGGGUGCUGAUUAGUGAUAAAUGGGCCAUCACAGCAGCACAUUGUCUUGAGUAUAAACCUCACACCAUUGUGGCAGGAGAAUAUGACACCAACUCUUUCGAACACUCUGAACAGCUCCGACGAAUACGGAGGGCGGUCCAGCAUCCUAACUACAACAAUGCUAGCAAGUAUGAAAAUGACAUUGCUCUUCUGGAGCUAGAUAGGCCGUUGACCCUGAGCAAAUACAUCAUCCCAAUUUGCGUUGGGAACAAGGCACUCACUGAACACCUCCUGGAACACGGAACAAGCAGCGUGAGUGGCUGGUGGAAGCUUGACUAUUUACAGAAGACAGCAAAUAUCCUUCAACAAGCAGACAUCCAAUAUGUUGACCAGGAACAAUGUCUGCAGAAUACCGAGGACCAUCUUUGGCUUAAUACGUUCUGUGCAGGCCACCCUAACUUUGUUAAGAGGGUCUAUUACGGAAACAGCGGAGCCCCAUUUGUCACAGCCGUUAACAACACUUGGUUUCUAACAGGCAUCGCCACUUGUGGAGUGCAGUGUACUGGGGACAAGCCAUAUGAUAUCUUCACUUCAAUAGCAAAUAAUAUUGAGUGGAUAGAAGGUGUGAUAGGGGAGCAACAUAAGGAAGGUACAUAACAACGUCUAUCAAGUCCCCACUGAUCAUGUGAGGGAGGAGAGAGCUCUGAUUCCUAAUUUCUUUCUCACUUUCAUCUAAUUAAAGUACACACACAAUUGAUUGUGCUUCAUUGGGGGGGGGGCAGAGGGGAAUCAUGGGCACUGAAAUAGGACCUGAUUUGCACAGCGAUGAGCUGGAAGCCUAUUAAAAAGUAGAGGUAGCAGAGCCCAGUGGGAAUAGCCUUCGGCUUGGAGAAUUGAGACCAAUUUUUAGUCCCGUCAUUAUGAGUCCAUCCAAAACUCACAACAGUAUCAGUUUUCUAAGCACUUCUUAUUUACCUCACUGGAUUACUAUGAAGGUAAAACACAGGAUUGAAAAAAGAUGGUGGAAAAUUAGCAUGAGAAAUGUGUUGAAAUGCAAUCGGUACCUGUAUUAUUAUGAAAUAUAAUGAAAACAGAAAUUGCAACAUAAAAAAGCACCAAAGGAAAUGUUCUUAUUGUUUUAAUAAUGUCAAAUCAUUUUAAAAUAAAGAUUUCAUAUAUGCUUGCAAGGAC